AUUUUUCCUGGCAGUAUUUUUAAAUGAAGAUCAGUGCAUUUCCGUAUGUACGGAAGAGAUCUAAAUUAAAAAAGAUGAAUUUAAAAUACUUGAUAUUGUUAAUAUGUUUUGUACAAGUGCUACAUUAUUGCAACGCAGCUGAUAAUUCAUCGUUCGUAGAAUCGGAAAGGUUGAUUCCAAACUGUAAAUUUAGCGUUGACAAUGUAGGAUUUAUUUUAUACACAAGGGAAAAUCCAAAAGGCGUUUAUGUCAAGGAAAAGAAUUUAACGAGCUACGAUCCAUUUAAUAAAGCUCGACUAUCGCGUCCAGUUAUAUUUAUUAUACAUGGUUUCCUUUCAGCUCCAAAUGAUACAAUUUUGAAAAAUUUGGCUAAAGCUUUAAUAGAAAAAAAUGAUUUUCUUGUACUUUCGCUCGAUUGGAAAAAGGGUGCUUGCGAUGGUGGACUUUCGCCUCUCGAUUACGUUGCUUAUCCCAAAGCCGUUGAAAAUACUCGUAGCGCUGGCAAAUAUGUUGCUGAAUUUACCAAGAUGUUGGUAGAGAAAUAUAAAGUAUCGAUGUCAAAUAUACGAAUAAUUGGACACAGUUUGGGCGCACACGUUUCUGGUUUUGCUGGAAAAUACGUUCAAAAGAUUCAUUUAGGAAAGUACAGUGAAAUUAUUGGGCUUGAUCCAGCUGGACCUCUCUUUAGAUGGAACAAAUGUCCGAAUAGAAUUUGUGAAACGGACGCAGAAUAUGUUCAAAUUUUACACACAUCAAAAUUAAAAGGAACUACGACACGACUUGGUACCAUUGAUUUUUAUAUAAAUUAUGGAAGAGAUCAGCCUGGAUGUGGUAUUUUAAACGAAUCUUGUUCUCAUGCAAGAGCCGUGGAAUACUUUACUGAGUGUGUAAAACAUCAAUGUUGUUUAAUUGGAACGCCCUGGAAUAAUUAUUGGAUUGUAAAGCCUUUUUCGCAGUGUACAAAAAAAACUUGCGUAUGCGUUGGUUUAAAUGCAAAGAAAUAUGCAAGUAGAGGAUCAUUUUAUGUACCAGUUGAAGCCAAUCCUCCCUAUUGCCAUACUGAGGGUUUGAAGCUUGAAUUAUAACAAGAUAAUUACUAUUAAAUUCAAAUAUAUGUGAUAACGAGUAUAAAUAAAUAAAUAAAUAAAUGAUAUCAAUGAAAAGAAAUAAAUAAUAA
Molecule: messenger RNA, 1177 nt
Organism: Polistes dominula (European paper wasp)
Lineage: Eukaryota; Metazoa; Arthropoda; Insecta; Hymenoptera; Vespidae
Product: phospholipase A1
Biological process (GO): lipid catabolic process
Molecular function (GO): serine hydrolase activity; lipase activity
Source: RefSeq, a predicted model, not a curated record